Messenger RNA from Blumeria graminis f. sp. triticale, 936 nucleotides. NCBI's taxonomy places the organism in Eukaryota, Fungi, Ascomycota, Leotiomycetes, Helotiales, Erysiphaceae. The record is from the annotation of a GenBank genome assembly.
AUGCACAUGGCACUACCCCUCAGACGGUCUUCAAACCUCUCUCUGUAUCCUGUUCAGUCACACAGUUACUCGAACGUAUUAGGAACCCGAAUAAAAUCUAUAGUAAUAGGGGUAUGCAUAGCAGGAGCACUAAUCUUUGUUAUGCUGAAAGGUUACGGUAAUUCAAACCACGCACUUGUUGGAAAACCUUCUGUAGUUGUUGUUACGGUCUUAGAUUCUGGAAGAUAUAGAAAAGAUCAUCUAGAACAUAUCAAAGAAAAUCGCAUGAGAUAUGCCAAGUAUCAUGGGUACGCAACUUUCAUGCCAAAUAUUAGUGAUUACGACCUAAAUGGAGCUCCUGGUACUUGGAGUCGCAUUCCAGCGGUCCGACAUGCAUUGGCGAAAUUCGAUAAAAGUACAUACGUGUGGUAUCUGGAACAAAAUUCGUUGAUUAUGAACCCGAAAAUCAAAGUGGAGAGAGAUAUCAUGCAUCCAAGUAAACUCGAAGAUUUAAUGAUUAAAGAUCAACCUAUUGUACCGCCUAGCAGUGUUAUAAAAACUUUCCCAAAAUUAAAGGGAACGAAUAUUGAUUUAGCCCUUACCCAAGAUAAGAACGGUCUAGCACCAGACAGCUUCAUCGUUCGAAACGGAGAAUGGAGCAGAUUCUUUCUCGAUACUUGGUUUGAUCCCAUGUAUCGAUCAUAUAAUUUCCAAAAGGCAGAUUCACACGCUUUAGAACACAUUGUCCAAUGGCAUCCGACAAUCCUCUCUAAAUUAGCACUAGUUCCCCAAAAAGUUAUGAACUCAUACAAUAAGCCAGACUUGGCCAGCGAUUCGGGUGUCUACAAAGAGGGUGACUUUGUGCUUAAGCUUGCCGGCUGUGAAGAGCCUGGUAGUGAUUGCGCUGCGCUAGCUCAAUCAUACCUGACUCAGUGGAGGUCAGCGUUCGGAAAUUGA